AUGCCCAACACCAGGCUGCUGCUCCUCCUCACCCUCCUCUACGCCACUGAGACGGGACGGGCUCUCCACCUCUACAACACCGCCUCCAUCUUCAGCUGCCUCAACGCGGCCCUUGCCGAAGCCCAGAAGAGCCGCCCAGAGGAAAAUGCCAUUUUGGAAAAGCGCGGCUUCGACUCCCCAUCGCCUGAGGUGGUGACUGAGGAGGAGGAAAGGGAGGAUGGGAUGGAUGAAGAGAUGGGGAAAAGGACGUUCCCGGGGGAAGGCCAUUACAAAUACGUCUCCCAAGCGCAGGUGAAGGGGAAGACCUACCAAAACCGCGCCAAGAGCGACCGCCGCACUAAGGUCACCCUCUCCCUUGAUGUCCCCACCAACAUCAUGAACAUCCUCUUCAACAUCGCCAAAGCCAAGAACUUGCGGGCAAAGGCCGCUGCCAACGCGCACCUCAUGGCUCAGAUUGGGCGACGGAAGUGA
Messenger RNA from Mesitornis unicolor (brown roatelo), 471 nucleotides. It is a transcript of the gene UCN3, whose product is annotated as urocortin 3. The record is from RefSeq and is a predicted model, not a curated record. Bases 1 to 471 code for a protein of 156 amino acids. Gene Ontology annotation, biological process: adenylate cyclase-activating G protein-coupled receptor signaling pathway; cellular response to nutrient levels; digestion. Gene Ontology annotation, molecular function: corticotropin-releasing hormone receptor 2 binding; hormone activity. Gene Ontology annotation, cellular component: extracellular region. The transcript has a single exon. Lineage: Eukaryota; Metazoa; Chordata; Aves; Mesitornithiformes; Mesitornithidae.